Messenger RNA from Vigna angularis (adzuki bean), 1500 nucleotides. RefSeq names its product vacuolar cation/proton exchanger 3. Bases 63 to 1385 code for a protein of 440 amino acids. Gene Ontology annotation, cellular component: plant-type vacuole membrane. Gene Ontology annotation, biological process: calcium ion transmembrane transport; intracellular calcium ion homeostasis. NCBI's taxonomy places the organism in Eukaryota, Viridiplantae, Streptophyta, Magnoliopsida, Fabales, Fabaceae. Gene Ontology annotation, molecular function: calcium:proton antiporter activity. The transcript is spliced from 11 exons. The record is from RefSeq and is a predicted model, not a curated record.
UACUUCAUCUCUCAAUAGAGAAAACAAGUAACAACCUUAAUUUUUUUUUUACUCUGAAAUUUAUGCACAUGAGCACCUACUCGGAGGGCACCACAUCAGGACCCAUGGAAGAUGAAGAUUUGGAGAACAACAAUGAGAAGACAGCAAUGGUGAGAAAGAAGUCAGAAGUAGUUGUGGCGGUGGCAAGUAAUAAUGGUCGUUCAGAAAUGCUUAGGAAUUUGAUGACCAAUUUGCAAGCGGUGUUUCUUGGUACUAAGCUUGCUGUGCUUUUUCCAGCAGUUCCUUUGGCUGUUGUUGCAACCUUUUAUGGCUUUGGAAGGCCUUGGAUUUUCGCUUUCAGCCUCCUUGGACUGGCUCCUCUAGCUGAACGUGUCAGCUUCCUGACUGAGCAAAUUGCAUAUUAUACUGGUCCAACAGUUGGAGGGCUUCUGAAUGCAACUUGUGGAAAUGCAACUGAGAUGAUCAUAGCAUUAUUAGCACUUCAUCAGAACAAAGUAAAUGUUGUGAAGUUGUCCUUGCUUGGUUCCAUUCUCUCAAACCUUCUCUUGGUCCUUGGAAGCUCACUCCUCUGUGGUGGUUUAGCCAAUCUCAAGAGAGAGCAAAGAUAUGACAGAAAACAGGCUGAUGUAAACUCACUGGUUCUGUUGCUGGGGCUGCUGUGCCAUUUGCUGCCAUUGCUGUUCAGAUACUCCUUAGGUGGGGCCCAUCAUUCCAUAGCCACUAACACUCUUCAGUUGUCCAGAGCAAGCAGUGUUGUUAUGCUUCUAGCAUACCUUGCUUACAUCUUCUUCCAGUUAAAAACUCACAGAAAAUUGUUUGAUGCACAAGAGGAGGAGGAAGAUGAAGAGAAGGCAGUGAUAGGAUUUUGGAGUGCAUUUACGUGGUUGGUGGGUAUGACAUUGGUCAUAUCUUUGCUUUCUGAAUAUGUAGUAGGAACAAUCGAGGCUGCUUCAGAUUCUUGGGGAAUUUCUGUAAGCUUCAUUAGCAUAAUUUUGCUACCAAUUGUUGGGAAUGCUGCAGAACAUGCUGGGUCAAUCAUAUUUGCUUACAAGAACAAGUUGGACAUAUCUUUGGGGGUGGCUAUGGGAUCUGCAACUCAAAUUUCUAUGUUUGUGGUUCCAUUAAGUGUGGUUGUUGCAUGGAUAAUGGGUAUAAGAAUGGAUUUAGACUUCAGUCUUCUUGAAACUGGAUGUCUUGCUUUUACAAUUAUAAUUACAGCCUUCACUUUACAGGAUGGAACUUCCCAUUACAUGAAAGGAGUGGUUCUUACUCUGUGUUACAUUGUCAUUGCUGCAUGUUUCUUUGUUCUCAAAACUCCUCUAACUGACCAAAAUUCUAUGGGGAACUGUGGAGCUAAACCAUCGUUUGAAGCCAUCAACACUUGAAUGAUUUUGCUUGCCCUUCUAGGAUUAAAAAUUUCAUCCUUUGGAUAAAACUAAACUUUGUUUCAGGGAUCAAUUGCAAAGCUGGAUAUUUUUAUUCAUUGUGAGACUUUGACUA